This is a messenger RNA of Selaginella moellendorffii, 1435 nucleotides long. Its product is annotated as mevalonate kinase. The transcript has 5 exons. Gene Ontology annotation, molecular function: mevalonate kinase activity; ATP binding. Lineage: Eukaryota; Viridiplantae; Streptophyta; Lycopodiopsida; Selaginellales; Selaginellaceae. Bases 36 to 1196 code for a protein of 386 amino acids. The record is from RefSeq and is a predicted model, not a curated record. Gene Ontology annotation, cellular component: cytoplasm. Gene Ontology annotation, biological process: isoprenoid biosynthetic process.
AGCUUUAAAAUAGGUUGUGACCUAGAUUUCUGGCAAUGGCUGUGGCCAGAGCGCCCGCGAAGGUGAUCCUGUGUGGGGAGCAUGCCGUCGUCCACGGAUCCACUGGCGUGGCCGCCGCCAUUGGGAUCUACACGCGCGCACGGAUCGAGAGAGGAGACUCCCCCAGCUUUCUUCUCGUGCUGCCUGAUCUCAAUGUGACGCUGGAGUGGUCGCUGGAUUUCAUCCGGCAGGAGCUGGGGAUUUCGGCGCUGCAGGAAGUGGAUCCCAUGGCUGUGCGGCAGGAUCUCGCAGGGAAACUGGCGGCAUUGCUGGAGAAGCGAGGGACUCGUGGAAAUUGUGAGCUUCCUCCCGAGUUUUCUGGUGGAAAACUAGCAGGAGUGGUGGCUGUUUUGUUCCUCUACGUCUCCAUCGUCGGGUUGAAGCCGGUGGUCUUGACGAUCGAGUCGGAGAUUCCCAUGUCUUGCGGGCUUGGAUCCUCGGCAGCUCUAGCAGUCUCAGUGGCUGCCUCGCUCCUCGCUUUCGCUCGUCCCCAAAAGGAUGGGAAACUUGCUGGGAGCAAUUGGAUCGGCGUUUGCGAGGACGACGCACGGCUCAUCAGCAGCUGGGCUUUCGAGGCAGAGAAGAUCAUCCAUGGAAAUCCAUCCGGGAUCGACAAUACAGUGUGUACUUUCGGAAACGUUGUCAAGAUGAAGAAUGACAAGAGAGAAGUGCUCACAAACCUGGCCUCGCUGCAAAUGCUUAUCACGAACACCAAAGUUCCCAGAGACACCAAGAAAUUGGUGAGCGGCGUUCGUCAGCUCAAGGAGAAGCACCCCAAGGUCAUGUCUGGCAUCUUUGAUGUUAUCGAUUCCAUCUCGGAAGACUUUCUCGGGAUCCUCCAGUCACAGCCCGCGACUGAUCAGUCCCAGCAGGAAAAGCUGGAGGAGCUCGUCGUUUUGAACCAAGGUCUUCUUGGAACGAUUGGAGUGAGCCAUGCGUCCAUUGAGAAGAUUUGCAAGAUCACAGCCAAGUACGGCUUGAAAUCCAAGCUCACCGGAGGAGGAGGUGGCGGCUGCGUGAUCACUUUACUUCCAAGAGGUAGAAAGCUUUUCUCAAGUCUUCUUUAUGUUCUUCUCCUAACCCUCGCUCGCUCGUGCAGGACUGUCUCCAAAGGUCUUGGAACAAGUGAGCGACGAUCUAAACAGCUCUGGGUUUGAAUGCUUACAAGCAGAAGUUGGUGUUCAAGGAGUCCAGAUUUUGCAAUAGCAUCAAAGGUUUGCCCGAUUUAAGACUGGUUUUUCUCCCUGAAGCACUUGGUACAUUCGCACGCGAAGCCGUAGUCCGACAGCAUUGCUUGUCUCUCGGUGUACGAUAAAUCUUCCUCCUCGAUGUAUGAGGUGAAAAUCUGAAAACCAUUUUGAGUGAAAACAAGAAAGAAAGAUUUGAUUCACCUGUU